CGCCGCCCCGCCAUGUGCGUCGAGUUCGCCCCGCUGCGCCUGCCCCUGCGGCGGCGCCUGCAGACCGCGGCCGUGCUGCAGUGGGUCUUCUCCUUCCUGGCGCUGGCUCAGUGCUGCCUGCUGCUGUUCCUCGGGCUGCUGCUGGGGGACGGCUGGGCGCUGGCUGCUCUCUACGCCGCCUGGCUGUACCUGGACUGGGACACCCCGGCCCGCGGGGGCCGCCGCUCGGCCUGGGUGCGCCAGUGGGCUGUCUGGAGGUACUUCCGGGACUACUUCCCCAUCACGCUGGUGAAGACGGUGGAUCUGGACCCUUCGCAAAACUACCUCUUCGGUUUCCACCCCCACGGGGUGCUGGUGGCUGGCGCCUUCGGGAACUUCUGCACAGAGGCCACGGGCUUCUCCAGGCUGUUCCCGGGGCUCACCCCGCACCUGCUGAUGCUGCCCUUCUGGUUCAAAGUCCCCUUCUUCCGAGACUAUAUCAUGAGUGGGGGGCUGGUUUCCUCGGAGAAGGCCAGCGUCUCGCACCUCCUUGGCCACGAGGGUGGCGGCCAGGUGGCCGUGAUUGCCGUUGGGGGCCCGCCGGAGUCGCUGGAGGCCCGCCCAGGCGCCCUGACCCUCCAGAUUCUCGGCCGCAAAGGCUUCAUCAAGAUGGCGCUGCAGCAUGGGGCUGCCUUGGUCCCCGUCUUCUCCUUCGGGGAGAACGAACUCUUCAACCAGGUGUCCAACCCCCAGGGCUCCCUGAUCCGCACGGUGCAGGAGCGGCUCCAGAGGAUCGUGGGGCUGGCGCUGCCCAUCUUCCAUGCGCGGGGCGUGUUCCAGUACAGCUUUGGCCUCCUGCCCUUCCGGAGGCCCAUCCACACUGUGGUGGGGGCCCCCAUCCUCGUGCCCAAGUCGCCGCACCCGUCCCGCGAAGCCAUCGACGAGCUGCACCAGACGUACCUGGCAAGGCUCACCCAGCUCUUCGAAGAGAACAAGGCCAGGUACGGGCUGGCAGAAGAGAGGCACCUGCAGCUGCUCUAGGGGACGCAAGGGGCCUUCCCGCCAGCGCGGCCCCGGGGGCUCUUUGCCCACCUGCCUCCUCGGGGAGCGGGCAAGGAGGACCCAGCGGGCACACCGGUUCAUCCCCCGCUGGAGCUCCACUUGCUGGAGGAAAGCGGCGGGGGGGGGGGGUGUGGAAGGGCGGGGGGGCGGCAGGCACGCACAAAGGAGAGCUGGGGUCCUGCCUGGGGGGGUUAAGGCUCCAUGGGGGAGGGUCUCGUAAGUGCCGUCUUGCCUCCGGGGCUGGCUUCCCACUGCUGUCGCCACCUCGGCGGUCCGGAAGGCCGAUUCAGCGUAAGCGAUCACUUCAUUGUAUCUCGUGCACAAUUAAAGCGGCAAGACCUCUUGUG
This is a messenger RNA of Varanus komodoensis (Komodo dragon), 1388 nucleotides long. RefSeq names its product 2-acylglycerol O-acyltransferase 2-like. The transcript is spliced from 6 exons. The record is from RefSeq and is a predicted model, not a curated record. Gene Ontology annotation, biological process: triglyceride biosynthetic process. Lineage: Eukaryota; Metazoa; Chordata; Lepidosauria; Squamata; Varanidae. Gene Ontology annotation, cellular component: endoplasmic reticulum membrane. Bases 13 to 1020 code for a protein of 335 amino acids. Gene Ontology annotation, molecular function: diacylglycerol O-acyltransferase activity.